AUGCCUGCUAGCCUAGGCGUUAUUGCCUUUUCACAGCCAACGAUGAUGCGCAGGACAGUUUUGGGCUUGGCGCCCUUGGCACUCCAGACAAUUGCGCUCCACGGCGGGCAGCAGCGGUCGGUCGACGCGGCGAGGCGUAGAGGCCUCCGUGCUGCGUGGCGGACCGCGGACGACGCCGACGCCGGCGCCGAUGGCUCGGCCCGCAGCAAGUCCUUCUGGUGCUCAGAGGCCAAGGAGGUGCCGCUGCAGAACGUCAAGCGCAGCUACGCCAACGACCGCUUCCUCGACAAAAAGGCACGCACAGCGGCGCGGCAGCGCCUGCGCGACGAGGGUGUGACGUCAAACCUCUUCCCCGUGCACGUGAGCCCCGACACCUCCCUCUACACCUACGAGAUUGAGGCCACCCGCCGUCUGCUUCCGCCGCGGCCGCCUGACGGUGCGCAGGAAAAGAGCGAUGGGAAGGCCAAAGGGCGUCGCAAAAAGGAGGCCAGCACGCCAGCGACACCCGCCGCUGCAGACCCAAUCAUUAAGCGAGUUGACGCGACACGGGCCUGGAGUGUGGUGCGGCGUUUCCUGCAACGUUGCGUUCCGGCCGCCCCGCCGCUGGUGUGCGUUCGACACAAUGUGUACGCGCUCUCGCCCCUCCCCACCGAUGCGCUGCAGCUUCCGGCCGAAUAUCUUGACAUGGGCUGGGUGGCGUGCAAGCUGCGAUUCCGGGGGAAGGUCUCCAUGGCGCAGCUUUCGCCCGCCGACCUGCAGGAGGUGACAAACAAAAUCGUUCUUUGGACGCUGGGAAGGCAGGAGAAGCAGCAGAAGAUGUUCAACGUGGCGAGGGAGGCUAACGGGAAACUGGUGUGUACGCACGACAGCUUUAUUGUGGGUGGGAUGCGCAUUUUUAAGGGGACCCUUGUCCGAGCCGUCUUUCUCGACGCAGCGGGCGCCGUUGCAGCCUCGGCACCCACCCUGCCCCCACCCCCGACGGCGCUGCUGACGACGUUGCCGGCCGGACAUCACCCCACGACGCCGCUGCGGUUCCUUGUGAAGGAGUUUGUGCGUGAGUUUGAGUAUAAGAACACGCCCGUGCAGAGCUACCGCGUGGAGGACGCCUCGGGUGUGAUCGCGGCCUCCUUGUGGAAGGGCACCGCCGCGGCGCGGCUCUCCCCCGGGGCCGUGUACGAGGCCACCGACUACCGCCUCCGCGUGUUUGAGAACCGCGGCAACAUGCGGCUUUUGGAACUGACGGCGGGGGAGACGGUACUGAGGCCCGUGGAGGAGGCGGAGGAGCCGCCGCCCAAAAGCGCCGCGGAGGAGAAAAGUGCGCCGGGUAGAGGCGGGGCGACACGACGGCGGCGAACACCGAAAGCCGACGCGGCUGCGACCGCAGAGGAAAGCAGGCGCGACGCGGCAGGCGGCAAGCUCCUGCCGGAUGUCACGAAGGAGGGCGCACUGCAAGAGAUGCCGGGGGCGUUUGCGCUGAAGAUCGACACAAAGGGCACCGUCGCCGCGGAGCUCUCGCUCUGGGAGGAGGUGAAGCAGCACUUUGGCAGCGGCCCUUACGACAGUGCCACGGAAGAGCGCAUCGCACGUUCUUUGCAGGGAACGCCGGUGGUUGUGUCGGCCACGCUGCGCCACUCCGUGAUCCGCCUCGUUCGCUUUAACGUCGUCGCCAGCGCCGUGAGCCUCGAUCCUCUGCUGCAGCGGCUCCUGCCGGGCCUGGAGCCCGGGCAGCCCUACGCCGUGCUCGGCGACCACGGCGUUGUUCCUCUGCAGGCACUUCACUGCUGCUACGACCCCCGCAUGAGGUCGUGGCAGGACAUCACCGUCUCCACCUGCUCCUUCCUGCCCACACGGCGGCUGGACCUUCUGAAGGUGUUCCACACGGCGCUGGCGAGCGAAAUGCGGCGCUGGGGACUCGCCUUGGCGGCAGAGCCAUUCUCCUCCAAGGCGCUCUCACUGCUGCCCACCCCGCAGAAAACCACCGCCUACGGCCUGGGACGGAGUGGAAUUGCGAGGCAGAAGCAGAUCCGUUCUGCCGCGCUGCGUCACCCGCCGCCGGCGCCGUUCCCCACAACCCUCGCGGUGGUUGCUGUUGCGCCGCCGCACGCCGAAGAGGAGGAACGCGCCCGCAUCACGCAGACCGCACAGGCUAUGGCGCGGUACCACCGCAGCUCCGCCACCAUCACCGUGCCGGACGAGAAGGAGGCGGUGCGAUUUUUACUGCAGCAACUCACCCACGCCUCGGACGGGGCGAUAAAAGACCCGAACACGGCCGCCGUGAUCAUCUCCGCGGAGCGCGAGACGCGUACCUCGCGCUGGGUCCUCGCCGAGUGCCUCACGCGUGGCAUUCUUGCGGUGUUUGUGCCGCCCGCCACCGCCCCGAAGCGGCAAAGUCUCCUCUGCGAGAACGUGGGGAUGCAGCUCCGGACGAAGUUUGAGACGGACCCCGCCCACGGGGUGGAUGUCGCACGGGAGGUCCCCGCGGUGGCGCGGCGCCGCGUGCUCGUCGUGGGCGUGGACGCCUGCCACACAACGACCUUCAGCACUGGCGCCGUCGUGGGCGUCCUGUGCGCCCCCGAGCGCAACCACCUGCUGCCGUUCUUUUGGAAGCACGAGAUGCGUGGGGAGGAGGCGGACCGGGUCUCAGAGCACUUUGGCCUCCUGCUGCGGCGGGCGUGCGAGUUGUACGACGGCGUGGAUGAGGUGGUGGUGUUUCAGGAUGGGGACGUGUACAGCGAGGCGCAACAGAUGCAGGCACUCCUGCCGCCCGGCUGCGGGUUUACGUUCAUGUGCCUGCACAAGCGCACCAAUGUGCGCUUUGUCCACAAACUGCAGGAGGGAAACAGCUCCCCCCAGACGACGGCCGUCAACGUGGGGCGGGGAGCCGUGGUGCAGGGCCUCACGCCCAUUUCGCUGCUGGAUGACGCCGUGGCGCCCUCCUUCUACCUGCAGAACCACGACUGCAACAUGUCCACGGCCCGCACCGUGCAGUACACUGUUCACAGCACCAGCCCCACGCUGGAUGUGUCGGACGUGCAACAACUCUCACACGUGCUCUCGCACGUGCUGUCGCCGCAGGCAACGAAGCUGCCGAUGCCCACCCGAUGCGCCCACCGCUUGUCAAGCGUGGCGGAGCGGCUGCUGGACGCAGCCCCACCACUCACAUACGACAUGAUCCCAGCACCGCUGAAUGAACGCCUUUGGUUCUUUUGA
Molecule: messenger RNA, 3210 nt
Organism: Trypanosoma conorhini
Lineage: Eukaryota; Euglenozoa; Kinetoplastea; Trypanosomatida; Trypanosomatidae
Product: putative PIWI-like protein 1
Exons: 1
Coding region: 1-3210 (1069 amino acids)
Biological process (GO): mitotic cell cycle checkpoint signaling; double-strand break repair via homologous recombination; response to ionizing radiation
Cellular component (GO): SOSS complex
Molecular function (GO): DNA binding
Source: RefSeq, a predicted model, not a curated record